GGCCCCCGUGGCGGGCCGCUUCCGGUCGUCGGGGAGUCGCGCGGCCUUCGUGCCGGCCCGCCCCCCGCCAUGGCCUCCGCGGGCCUGACCAACAGCAUCAUCGUGCUGGACGACGACGACGACGAGGAGGAGGAGGAGGACGAAGCCCCCGCGGCCCCCGGGGUCCCGGCCCCCGGCCCGCCCGGCCCCCGCGCCAACGGGGCCGACCACGGCGCCCAGCACAGUGCCCAGCCCGGGGGCGCGGGCGACGGCGGGACCCGCAGGACCUACAAGCUGGAGAACGAGAAGCUGUUCACCGAGUUCCUGGAGCUGUGCCGGGCCCAGACGGGGGAGCACCCGGAGGUGGUGCCCUUCCUGGCGGGCCGCUUCGCCCGGGCCGGGCCCGCCUUCGUGGCGUCGGCCGAGUUCCGCAACGUGCUGGGCCGCUGCCUGGCGCGGGCCCGCACCCGCCACGCCAAGAAGCUCUACGUCUACAUCAACGAGCUGUGCACCGUCCUCAAGGCCCACUCGGCCCGCCGCAAGCUGCCCCUGCUGCCCGCCCCUCCGCCGCCGGCGCCGCCGCCUCCGCCCGAGGCCUCGCCGGUGCCCGCCGUGCCCGCCGCCUUGGCGGGGCCGUCCUCCCCGCCGCGCCCGCGGGGCUCCCGGCGCCAGAUCCGGCGUCUGGAGCAGCUCCUGGCCCUGUACGUGGGCGAGAUCCGCCGCCUGCAGGAGCGGGAGCUGGACCUGGAGGAGCUGGACAGCCCGGACUCGCCCUAUCUGCAGGAGGCGCGCCUCAAGCGCAAGCUGCUGCGCCUCUUCGUCCGGCUGUGCCAGCUGAAGGCCUGCAGCGCCCUGACGGGCCGCGUCACCGAGCGCCGCCUGGCCUACCGGGGCACCCGCUACCCGGAGGUCAACCGCCGCGUGGAGCGCCUCAUCAACCGGCCCGGCCCGGACGCCUUCCCCGACUACGGCGACGUGCUGCGGGCCGUGCAGGACGCCGCCGCCCGCCACCGCCUGGGCCUGGCCCGCCGCCAGCUGCGCCUCCUCGCCCAGGACGCCUUCCGCGACGUGGGCACCCGCCUGCAGGAGCGGCGCCACCUCGACCUCGUCUACAACUUCGGCUGCCACCUCACCGACGCCUACCGCCCCGGGUCGGACCCGGCGCUGACGGACCCGGCCCUGACGCGGCGGCUGCGGGAGAACCGGGCGGUGGCCCUGAGCCGGCUGGACGAGGUGAUCGCCAAGUACGCCCUGCUGCAGGACGAGAGCGAGGAGGGGGAGCGCCGGCGCCGCCGGCCGCGGGCCCCCGACGCCCACCCGGACCCGGGCCCGGGCCCGGACCCGGACCCCGACCGCCCGCCCCUCCGCCACGGCGAUGCGGGCCCGGAGGGCCCAAGUGGGGAGACCCCUGAGGCCGGACCCCACCCCUCCGACCCCUCCGACCCCUCGGCCCCGGCGGCCCCGGCGGCCCCCUCCUCCUCGGGGGCUGCCAAGGCGGGCCCGGACCAGGAGGAGGACGAGGAGGAGGAGGAGGAAGAGGAGGAGGAGGAGGAGGAGGAUGACGACGAGGAAGACGAGGAAGAAGAAGAGUCUGAGGUGACGGAGGAGGAGGAGGAGGAAGAGGAGGGGGUGGAGCAGAGCGAAGAAGAGGAGGCCGAAGAGCCAGACGAGGCCGACCCGCGCCCGGACCCCCCGUCCCACCGCCCGGGGGACCCCGGCAGCCCCGGCUCCGCGGACCGGGAGCCCGGCGGCGGCGGCGGCGGCGGCGGCCACCGCGACGACGACGACGACCGGGAGGAGACCCCCGGCCCCGGCGAGAGCCCGGCCUCCCAACUGUUCGAGCUGGAGAUCGAGGCGCUGCCCCUGGACUCCGUCCCGUCCCCCGAGGACCCCUCCCCGCCCCCCGGGGACCCCUCCCCCCGGAGCCCCUCCCCCGGGGACCCCUCCGCCGCCGCCGGCGCCGCCGCCUCCAGGAAGCGCCCCUUGGAGAACGGGGGCACCGUCAGCUCCACCUCGCUCAACGGCAGCGCCUCCCCGCCCGCCGGGCCCCCCGCGGCCCCCGGGCCCCCCGCCCCCAAGGCGGCCCGCCGGGACGCCCAGCCCGAGCUCGUCUCCCGCAGCACCAGUUGCGUGGAGGCCCCCGGCGCGGACGACGAGGCCGAAGACCCCCCGGCCGGGGGCCCCCGGGACCCGGCCGCCGACUCGUCCACCCGGGUGGACUCCCCCGGCCACGGGCUGGUCACCAGCUCCCGCUCCAGCCCCCCGCCCGCCCGGCCGCCCCGGCCCUCCAGGCCCCUCGCCCGGCUCUCCGGCGCCUGCAAGAUGAGCGUGGCGACCCAGUGCGACCCGGAAGAGAUCAUCGUCCUGUCGGACUCGGACUAGCGACCCUUGACCCCCGACCCCCGGCCGGCCGGGCGGGGGGGUGUGGGGGAGGGGGUUCCCCUGCCUUC
Messenger RNA from Tachyglossus aculeatus (Australian echidna), 2429 nucleotides. It is a transcript of the gene DAXX, whose product is annotated as death domain associated protein. NCBI's taxonomy places the organism in Eukaryota, Metazoa, Chordata, Mammalia, Monotremata, Tachyglossidae. The coding region runs from base 70 to 2361 and encodes 763 amino acids. The record is from RefSeq and is a predicted model, not a curated record. The transcript is spliced from 8 exons. Gene Ontology annotation, molecular function: histone binding.